Messenger RNA from Darwinula stevensoni, 542 nucleotides. NCBI's taxonomy places the organism in Eukaryota, Metazoa, Arthropoda, Ostracoda, Podocopida, Darwinulidae. The record is from the annotation of a GenBank genome assembly.
CUCCGUCAGGACCACCUUCGACCCGGACCACCUUCGCCUCGCAGGCGGCUUUCCACUUCGGCAUGGCUCGAUGGGCGGUCUUCGUCUGCGUCUGCUGUCUCCUCUUUCGUUCGUCGGAGUCCCGCUAUCUCCCGACUCGGCCCGAUUCCUCGUUCGAUCACGACGUCCAGCUGGCGAUCGUCAAGACGCUGAUAGCUGCAUCGGGGGGGCACCCGACGGAGGAUCCCGUGCCGCAGGCCGAGAAGCGACUCGCCUUUUACUCCUUCGCCCCGCUCCAACCGCGUCGACCUCGGACCGACUCUGUGGACACCCUUUGAGCAUCCUACGAACGCCCUCCGAACAUCUUAUGAACACCCUCUGAGCACUCUUUGCGGUCGAGACCCGACCCCUUUCCGUGGGAACGCGGCUGGACGUUCCGGAAUGCGGCUGGACGUUCCGGAUUCGGACGCCGUUUCGGUUCUUCCGUCUCUUACGUUCUUCGUCCCUUCUGUUCUUCGUCCUUUAUGUUCUUCGUCUCCUCUGCUUCUCGGGAAAUAAAAGAG